AAGGUUUAUAAGCUUUUAGUAAUCAAGUAUCUUCAUAUUACAGUGAAAUGGGUAAAGCAUUGGGCAAGCUGUGUUCAGCUUCACGCGUCCCGGCGGUGGGUUCAGUCCUUGACCGAGUUAUCUCUCAACCUAGUAGCGAAGACCACACAGUUCUUUAUAAACUCGCAGAUUAUAAAAAAGGUGGUUUACUACUAGAGACUUACGCAAAAGGUGGAAUGGCUGCGGCAGAGCGGCUGAUACGUGAAGAGUUUUCAGCAUACAUGUACGCGGGAGGUAGGGGCAGGGUCAUAAAUAGAGCAGAAUAUUUGAGGUGGAAGUUCAGGGAUCAAGAGCAGGUGGUACUACCAAUCGAGGCAUCACUGUCCCCUCACGAUCCUCUGGCCAAAUGGGAGGACCACACCGCGUGCUGGCAAAUGAGCUACCGUGGUGCGCUCGGCGAGUCGCUACUACAUGUGCUCAUCAUUUGCGAUACUAAGAUACACACACGGUUAGCCAGAACAUUGGUAAAAUGUUUUCCGAAACUUUCAUUGGAUGUCGUCGAAGGAGAAGAAUACUUGGGUGCGAGUUCACUGCACCUCGCCAUCGCAUACAGCAAUAAUGAGCUGGUCCAAGAUCUAGUCGAGGCUGGGGCAGAUGUCAGUCAAAAAGCUAUCGGUAGUUUCUUCCUACCCCGCGACCAACAAAAAGUACCGCCAACACGUCAGACCAACUACGAAGGUCUUGCCUACCUGGGGGAGUACCCCCUUGCCUGGGCAGCGUGUUGCGCCAACGAGGCAGUGUACAAUCUGCUUCUGGACUCAGGGGCCGAUCCAGACGCUCAAGAUUCGUUCGGGAACAUGAUACUGCAUAUGGUUGUAGUUUGUGAUAAACUGGAUAUGUUCGGUUACGCUCUUCGACAUCCCAAACUCCCGGCAAGCAAUGGCCGACUCAAUAAGGCUGGCUUUACACCACUAACGCUAGCCUGUCAACUGGGCAGAGCAUCCGUGUUCAGGGAGAUGUUGGAGCUGUCGUCCAGGGAGUUCUGGAGGUACUCCAACAUCACCUGCUCUGCUUAUCCUCUAAACGCGUUGGAUACUUUGUUGCCAGAUGGGCGAACAAAUUGGAAUUCGGCGUUGUUCAUCAUUCUGAAUGGCACGAAACAAGAGCACUUGAACAUGUUGGACGGAGGUAUUAUUCAGAGACUGCUGGAGGAAAAAUGGAAAACUUUUGCUAGGACAAAAUUUCUCAAAAGGCUCCUCAUAUUAAUGCUCCAUCUCCUGCUACUGUCCGUCUCGGUGUACCUGCGCCACAGCAGCCUGGAGGCCGACGUCCACCCCGACUGGGGGCUGGAGGUGAACGACGCGAGAUCCGGCAUUCGCCUGUCCACCGAACUGGGCACGAUCAUCAGCACCCUGUGCUACAUUAUACUGCAGCAGGGCGAUGAGAUUAAGAAUCAGGGCCUUAUCGCGUAUUUUAAACAACUGAUCCACGAACCAGCAAAGUUCAUAUUUUUAGCAUCGAACAUUCUUCUCUUAGCAUGUAUACCAGCUCGACUUAGCAGAAAAACCACACUUGAAGAAGGAAUACUCAUCUUCGUGUUGCCAGGGUCGUGGUUUCUACUUAUGUUUUUUGCUGGGGCAGUGAAGUUGACCGGUCCAUUCGUGACGAUGAUCUACAGCAUGAUCACGGGGGACAUGUUCACGUUUGGCAUCAUCUACUGCAUCGUGCUCUUUGGCUUCUCGCAGUCUUUCUACUUUUUAUAUAAAGGUUUUCCCAAUGUACAGUCAACUUUAUUUUCAAGUUACCCAAGCACAUGGAUGGCACUGUUUCAGAUUACAUUGGGCGAUUACAGUUACACGGACCUGAGUCAAACCACGUACCCGAACCUGUCGAAGACUGUGUUUGCCUUGUUCAUGGUGUUUGUGCCGAUCCUGCUGCUCAACAUGUUGAUAGCUAUGAUGGGCAAUACGUAUGCACACGUCAUUGAGCAGUCCGAGAAGGAGUGGGUCAAACAGUGGGCUAAAAUAGUAGUGUCAUUGGAACGAUCGGUCUCUCAAGAAGAUGCUCAUCGAUACCUCCAGGAGUAUUCAAUAGGACUGGGCCCGUCUGACGACCCUCGGUACGAGCAGCGAGGGGUCAUGGUCAUCAAGAGCAAAGCCAAGACCAGGGCGAAACAGAGGAAAGGCGCUUUGACUAAUUGGAAGCGAGUCGGAAAAGUAACAAUAGCAGAACUACGUAGAAGAAACAUGAGUGGCGAAGAGUUGAGGCGUCUCAUGUGGGGACGAGUGUCUAUAUCUACCCCUACCAAGGCACCCUUACAAUGCAUGCCUCCACCAGAGCUGGUGGGUUCAUCAGAGGCUCCGAGCACGGGCGUGGGGCCGGCUCUUUCAUCGGCUCUUAACGUCAUGGCUUUUGCCCAUGACCUUGACCUAACUAACACUGCUUCGGAAUUACAAAAACAGCCAACACCAGAUCUUCUCGUGAAUGGUGUAACACAAGCUACAGGUGUCUCCAAUCAACCUCAGCCGAAGACAAAACAAAUCACUUCUCCAAACCAGUUGAAUGUCACCUUAAACCAACCACCAUCGAAAUCCAGCUUGGAAAUAAACAUGCCCACGACUGGUCCGACGAAAGUGCCCACAACUGCAGGUCAAACGAAAGCGCCCAUAACUCCUGGCCAAAUGAAAGUGCCCACUAUAGGUCAAGUUGGUCAAACUGCUCAAGGUCCCAUGCCAAUAGAGGUUUUAGGAAUGAGUUUGUCACCUCAAGAUUUACAGAAGGCGCAGAAUAUGAAUAUAAUGCCACAACCAAGCGAAGUGGUGUUCAGAGAUUACCUUUGGGAACUGGUGUCUAUAGAGGUAAAGGCAGGUCCUGAUAACCCAGAAGUGAGGACCUUAGCGGAAAAGGCGGCUGAUCUCACAGAAGUGCCGGAAAUUGACAUCAAUGCUACGGCCGCUGCAAAAUCAGCACGUUUGGUUGUCGCGGGCGCGGUGUCUGGUCUGUUCGGAGUUGCUGCAGACUUGCCGCCGCCUGACGCAGCUUGGAGACGAGAUAGACAAGAGCACACCGACAGUGAUCCUGUAUUAGACUCAGUGAUACUGGGUCGGGCGGCUCGCGCUCGACGCGCACGCUCGGCCUCUCGUCGAGCUCCACCACCUCCGCCGCAUCUUUACGUGCCCGCCAGGUCUAUGUACUUUGUGGCAUCAGAAAGCAGUGCCGUUGAAAGCGAUGUGCCUAUAGAAGACCAAAUCAGUUCGGGUAACAAUUCCGCAUUAGGCGACAUUCGCGACGAGCGCAUGAGAGCUGCUCGUCCAUUGUGCAUACAACACGCUACUGGACAAGUUCCAGUGGAGCAUUCUUUGUUUAUAGUGGGCGCGGGCAGCGGUGCGGAAGUAGAGAGUGCUGCGCCAACGCAAUCAAAAGUGGGUAGCAAGAAACCGAGGCCGAAAACAGCCAGACCACGACGCAGUAAUAGGAUAUCUCCGGUUCCAGAGACAGGAAGUCCCCUAGAACCCUGGGCGACGGCUUCCCUGUCCCGGUUAUCCCGCCUGAUCCAAUCCUCCAGCAGUUCCUCCGUCUCAAUCAGCUCCCGCACCUCUCCAGAAAGUUCUCCUCAACGGUAUUGAAGCUCUCUCUAUCCCAGUCUAGAUCUAGUUUCUCUCAGUAAAAUACUAAACACCAAUUAGUUAAGGGCACCUUAAGUAUUAAGCGAUGAUUUUUGGACCAAAUACCUACUAAACAUUGAAUGUUUGGACUGAGUUUGAUGGACCAAAUACCAAAACCAACUUUUUGAUGUUUGAACUUGGUACAUGGGCCAAAGGUAAAAACACAACAAUUAAAAUUUAAGGUGCACUUAAUUUUAAUAAGCUUUUCCGAAUGCAGCAAGUGGACGAAUAUGAGAAAAUUAUAUUUCCUAUGUUAAAUAAUAUGUUAGAAAAUUUAAAAUGUUGACUACUUGUAAGAUUACACAAUUUCAGUAACAAUUUUAAGCAAUAAAUAAAACAACUUAUUA
Molecule: messenger RNA, 3991 nt
Organism: Maniola jurtina (meadow brown)
Lineage: Eukaryota; Metazoa; Arthropoda; Insecta; Lepidoptera; Nymphalidae
Gene: iav
Exons: 24
Coding region: 48-3605 (1185 amino acids)
Biological process (GO): calcium ion import across plasma membrane
Cellular component (GO): membrane
Molecular function (GO): protein binding; calcium channel activity
Source: RefSeq, a predicted model, not a curated record